AUGAUGAAGUUAUUGAUUGCUGUAUUGUCAUCAACGCUGAUUGCUUGUUCGGUCACUACAGCUACUCCAGUUAAUCCCAGUAGGACUAGAAACCUCGAGUCUAGUUCCACAGCUAUUUACACUGCAACUGCUUAUCCCAGCACUUCGACAUUUACUGGUUUAGAUGUAGACACGGUUAAUUGUGGUGAUUAUUCAAGGAGGAAAAAACAAAUAAUCAAAGAAUAUGCAAAGAGGAGAGGUGGUUUCAAGGCAACACAUAAAAAGUGCAAGUUGAUAAAAGCAAAAGUUGUUGCUCAAAAACCAGUGAUAAAAAAUCUGCGUGAAAGAAUCAAGCUAAUGUCGCCUGUAACUAUGCCAAAUGAUGGUGGUCCAGACUAUACAGAAACAAAAUCUCUCCUUCAAAGCGGGAAUGCUGUUCUUGCAAACCUUGAAAGCCAGCGGAGAGUAUGCGAUGACCAAUAUUUUUCUCGGCGCAAGAAGAUGCGUUUAGCCAAACGAAAACUUGCAGAAGAGUUUUUUGGAAUCUUCCGCGUCGAGCUUGGACUGGUUACUAGUAGGCGCAUGAUAACCCUUUUAUCAAGUCAGAUCUUUCUGAAUUGUUUUAAUCAAUUUUACUCUGGCAUACGGAGUUCAUCAACAGGCUCUGAGCGUGCCUCUACUAGUGGAACGCAAGGUUCAUCACGAUCUCAUGGUCCACCACCAUCAUAUGAAGUUGUAAUGAAGAAUCCUAAACUCUAUAAAGUGACUCAACAGAACCCAGGUGAUCAACUUCCAUCGUAUCAAGAAGUAAUACGCAACCCUCAAAAUUUCCCCAAGGUCUUGGAAGAUCCUGAUGUUACCGAAUCGUCAUCGAUGAAUCCAUCUAUAGUUCAUUCUACUCAAACAUCAUCCAGUGUUCCACCCAGUCAACAUACAGCUUCAUCCACUUUACAGAGAGUUUCAUCCACUCUACAGAGAGCUUCAUCCAGUCUACGGAGAGCUGCAUCUAGUGUGCGAAAAGUUUCAUCCAGUCUUACAUGGAAAGUCGAUCGUUCUUGA
This is a messenger RNA of Batrachochytrium dendrobatidis JAM81, 1038 nucleotides long. RefSeq lists its product as uncharacterized. Bases 1 to 1038 code for a protein of 345 amino acids. NCBI's taxonomy places the organism in Eukaryota, Fungi, Chytridiomycota, Chytridiomycetes, Rhizophydiales. The transcript has a single exon. The record is from RefSeq and is a predicted model, not a curated record.